This is a messenger RNA of Arctia plantaginis, 1830 nucleotides long. The record is from the annotation of a GenBank genome assembly. Lineage: Eukaryota; Metazoa; Arthropoda; Insecta; Lepidoptera; Erebidae.
AUGCAUUUUCAAAAGUCUUUACCUCGACUUCCUGUACCAGAACUGGCGAAAACUGGAGAACGUUAUUUGAAAGCUAUUCGGCCUUUAAUCAGUAACGAUCAAUACAAAACAGCUGAACAGCGAACCCAUAACUUCCUAAACAAAGAAGGUAAAGUACUUCAAGAGAGUCUCGUUACCCUGGAUAAGAGGAAUAAGCACACAAGUUAUAUAUCAGAAUACUGGUAUGAUUUGUACCUACGUGACCGAUCUCCUCUUCCUGUCAACUACAAUCCACUAAUUGUCUUUGUGAAUGACAGCAGACCCGAGUAUAAUAAUCAAUUAGUAAGAUCUACAAAUAUGUUAAUUAGUGCUGUUAGGUUUAUGUUGUCAUUACGAGAUCAAAUCUUAGAACCUGAAGUGUACCAUUUAAAUCCUAAGAAGAGUGACACCCAGUUAUUUAGGACAGUUACAGGAAUGUUACCAGAGGCUUUGUCAUGGUAUGGUGCUUAUUUAUUUAAAGCAUUUCCUCUAGACAUGAGUCAGUUUGUGGGACUAUUUGGUGCAACCCGUAUUCCUUGUUCUACUAAAGAUAAAAUCUUCAGAGAUCCCAAGAGCAAGCAUGUAGUUGUUCAGAAGAAUGGAAACUUUUAUAUCUUUGAUGUACUAGAUGCUAAUGGUAACCUUAUAUCACCUUUGGAAAUGCUUGGUAACUUAAGUAAAAUAAUUAAGGAUAAUGCACCUAAAGCUGAACAUCCCUUAGGUAUAUUAACUACACAGAAUAGAGAUGAAUGGGCAAAACAACGUGAUUAUUUGGAAGCAGGUGGAAACAGCGAGGCCUUAAAUAAAAUUGACUCUGCGAUAUUUAACUUAGUUCUUGAUGACGAUGAUAUUAAUGAUGAUAAACAUAAAAUUUUGAGAAAAUAUUUGCAUGAUGAUGGUUUGAAUAGGUGGUUUGACAAAUCCUUCAGUCUAAUUGUGACAAGGGACGGUGUAGCCGGAAUAAACUUUGAGCACUCGUGGGGUGACGGCGUAGCUGUGCUCAGAUUUUUCCAAGACAUCUAUGCUGAAACUACAAAAAAUCCGUUUAUCCAUCCAGACUCAAAACCUUCCGAUAGUAAUAUUACUGUUCGAAAAUUAGAAUUCAAAUUAGACGACAAGAUAAAGCAAUGGAUAGACGACGCCAAAAAAGAAUACAAAACAUGGUGUGGCUCCCUAAGUAUUGAUUACAUUUUGUAUGAAGGUCUGAACAAAGGAGAUUGUAAGAAAUAUAAAGUCAGCCCCGAUUGUAUUAUGCAACUUGGAUUUCAGGCAGCUCAUCACUUACUAAAGGGCUCUUUUGUUGGUACAUACGAAUCUUGCAGUACCUCGGCAUUCAAACAUGGCAGAACAGAAACGAUGCGGCCCUGUACAGAAAAGACUAAGGCAUUCUGUGAAACACUGCACGCAAACAAGUCGUCAGUGGAAGACCUACGUGGCUUACUGCAAGAAUGUUCUUCGGUUCAUACCGAGUUGGUAAAACAAGCGGCUAUGGGCCAAGGGUUUGACCGUCACAUGUUCGCUUUAAUGAAAAUUGCAGAAGAAAACAACUUGCCAAGACCUGAGAUAUUUGACUCUUACGAGUACAAGUACUUGAAUAAAUCUAUUCUCAGUACAAGUACGUUAUCGUCACCUAGUGUGUUAGCAGGUGGUUUUGGACCUGUUGCAAAGGAAGGUUUUGGCAUUGGGUAUUCAGCUUUCCCUGAUAAACUGGGCGCGGCUGUAACAAGUUACAAAUCACACAACGAUAGCACCCAAUUUAUCGAAGCAUUGCACAAGUCUUUUAUAGACAUCACUAAAGUAUUAUCUGGAUAA